Hansenula ciferrii is the source of this 1194-nucleotide messenger RNA. RefSeq lists its product as uncharacterized. The transcript has a single exon. The record is from RefSeq and is a predicted model, not a curated record. Bases 1 to 1194 code for a protein of 397 amino acids. Lineage: Eukaryota; Fungi; Ascomycota; Saccharomycetes; Phaffomycetales; Wickerhamomycetaceae.
AUGGGUCCAGCUCAACGUCAUGAGAAAAAACAAGUUUUAGUUAAGAAUACUACUGCAAAAGAUUCUUCAAAUUCAAGUUCAGAGAAGGCUUCAGAUAAAAAAGCUAUUGCCAAAACAGAUUCAAAUCAAAGUUCUACUACAAAUAAGCUUUCUGAUGUUAGUAAGAAAGAGGCUUUAGGCAAUAGCACUACUACAAAAGAGGUCCCAGAUCAAGGUGUUAGUACAAAAAUUGAUUCAAUUCAAGAUGCCGGUACAAAAGAAGUUUCAGAUAAAAAUACAGGUAUGAGACGUUCUUCAAGCCAAAGUUCAAAAGAGCUUUCAGGUGCUAAUUUAAAAGAAGCUUCAGAUGAAAAUACUAUUUCUGAAGAAAUUUCAAAGUUGGACAUCGGUGCAGAAAAGGUUUCAGCUUCUUCACCACCACCACCACCACCAGCACGGUAUAUGGUUUUUCCAAUUGAAGUACAGUUAAUAAUUUUAGACUUAUUAUCACCAACUGAUCAAAUUACAAUUAAAAUGUCCAAAACGCCUCUGUUUUCAGAUGAUUUAAUCAAUUAUAAGGAAUUUAUGUUUUUUAAUAUCGCAGGGGAUGAACAUUUAGCAGAAAAUUUUCCCGAUGGUUUGAAAACCAAAUCAUUAUUUAACGUAUUAGAUGUGAAGAGUACUUCUGAGUGUAUUCGGCUAUUUACAGAGGCUCAAGAUUUGAUUCAGCGUAACUCAAAAAAAUAUAACAUUUUCAAGGUUGAUAGUACUUUAUUCCCUGAAUUUUAUCUUCAAUUUAUGAUUCACUCAAUAUUAGAUGCUACCGUUCGAACAGGUUCUUUUCAAAUUAUUUUCAGACACCCAUUACAUUUUAAUCAGAAAUAUCCUGAAACAUCACAGAUAUUAUUCAAUAAACCAGCUACAUCAUCGGAUAACUAUGAUAAGCAAUUAAAACUAGGCAGUUUAAUCAAAUCAAAGAUUGAAAAUGGUUGUAAAAUCAGUGUUUAUUUACCAAAUAUUGAGACUAUUCAGCUAACUCAUAAAUUUGAACCAUCAGUAUACAUUUAUGCACCAAAACUUAUGGCUAUGUGUAUUCGUGAAGUUCCAAGUGUUAAUAUCACAGAACGUGAUGUGGUUAUGAAAAAUGUGAGUAAAUCAAAUAUAGAUCGAGGUGGUGAGGUUCCGUGCGUUUAUCUUCCUUAUAAUAGGCUUUAA